Nasonia vitripennis (jewel wasp) is the source of this 11187-nucleotide messenger RNA. It is a transcript of the gene br, whose product is annotated as broad-complex. Gene Ontology annotation, cellular component: nucleus. NCBI's taxonomy places the organism in Eukaryota, Metazoa, Arthropoda, Insecta, Hymenoptera, Pteromalidae. Gene Ontology annotation, biological process: regulation of transcription by RNA polymerase II. The record is from RefSeq and is a predicted model, not a curated record. Bases 1503 to 2855 code for a protein of 450 amino acids. The transcript is spliced from 7 exons. Gene Ontology annotation, molecular function: protein binding.
GGAGAGAGAGAGAGGCCGACACACACAGGCUCAUUAGCAUCGGCCGAAAGAGAGAAAGAACGAAGACGACGCCAAAGAAGAAGAGAGGGCGAGCGGCUAUACACCACCACCACCGGCACCACCACCACUACUACUACUACUACUGCUGUACUAUAUACUAAUACCGCAGCAGCAGCAGCGGACGGGACGGGAGAGAGAGAGAGAGAGAGAGAGAGAGAAAGAAAGAGAGAAAGAGUUCGGCUGCCGCCGCCGCGCCGCCACCGCCGCCGCCGAAAAAACUGCACGGGAGAGUGAGAGAGCUGCUCUGGCGCACACACAAACCGAAGCCGCGCGCGCGAAUCAAGUGCUUUGGCCAGUCGCGUUUCCAAUCACUCUACGACUAGGUAGUCCCGGUGUCCGAACCUCCCGGCUCUCGCUGUCCAUCUCCGCACCAUCCUGCAACAACGCAUGCACACCCCGUACCGUCUACUACAUCAGUCGUCUCUUUGCUGCAACGCAAUCAACAUCGCAUCUCUCUCUCUCACGCGCGCGUCUACGAUCUCGUACACACAUACCUAAUCAACCCUAAGCAGUGGACGUCUCACGGAUCCUCGGUUUUGGAGAGAGAAAAAAACAAGCUACCGCGCCGCGGCCAGAGAGAGAGAGAGAGAGAGAGAGAGAGAGAGAGAACACGUGUCCCGAGAGUCAGCCCUCGUGCAUACACCAACUCUGCGCACACUCGGGAAACGCGCCAGAGAGAGAGAGAGAGAGAGAGAGAGACAGACGGACGGGUGCUGGUUCCGAUUUUUUUGUUGUUUUUUUUUCGUCGUCAGUGCUCACGGCCGAUGUCGGACUUCCGUCCACGUUGCGUCGUCGGACGGACUAUGGUGCGCGCGCGACUGUUUCAAGACUGAGAGUUUGCGUAUAUAGCCGAUAUAUAACGAAGCUGAAGAAGAAGGAGGAGACGAGAAGACUGCUGCCGGUUACGCUGCAAGAGAGAGGAAGAAGACUUAUCAGGAACAAGGCAACCAAAAGAAAGUGAGAGGAAGAAAACUGAAAACUGAAAAAAACUGUGUCAAACUGGUGUAUACGUAGAUUCGCAGAAGAAGCUGCGAGAGGUUUUCCUGUGCGCGACGAGAGACAGAGAGAGAUGGACGUAGGGCCGGACUCGAGAGAUCCGAGGCCGCGCGAUAUACUCCAGAGCUCUAUCAGCAUAGUGUAGGCUCGGGGAGAGCGAGAGAGAAAAGAGAAGCAUACGAGGGACGGACGGACGGAGCGAGAUAGAGAGAGAGAGAGAGAGAGAGAGAGAGAGAGAGAGAGAGAGAGAGAGAGAGAGAGAGAAGGAAGAUCGACUAUACGUACACCGAGCCGCGCGGAAGACGUCGGUGAUAUAGAGAGGAGAGAGAGACUCGGCCAGACGCAUCACCGUUACAUACUUACGGGGCACAAGGACGAGGGAGCCAGCCAACCGGCCAGGAUCAUUCGCACGCAAACACGCCUGCACAAGGUGAAUAGGCAUAACGAUGGUAGAUACACAACACUUUUGCCUGCGAUGGAAUAAUUACCAGAGCAGCAUCACAUCGGCAUUCGAGAACCUGCGAGAUGACGAGGACUUCGUCGACGUCACACUUGCCUGCGAUGGCAAGAGCCUCAAAGCACACCGGGUCGUCCUCUCGGCCUGCAGCCCCUACUUCAGGGAGCUUCUCAAGAGCACACCGUGCAAGCAUCCGGUGAUAGUACUGCAGGACGUUGCAUUCAGCGACCUGCACGCCCUGGUCGAGUUCAUCUACCACGGCGAAGUAAACGUCCACCAGCGCUCUCUCAGUAGCUUCCUGAAAACCGCCGAGGUUCUCAGGGUAUCCGGACUCACGCAACAGGCCGAUCAGACCGACAGGGAUGAGCUGUCGCACGUGCGAGCUCUCGCUGCCGGAGCGCCGAUCGGCGGCGUCGGCGGUGGCGGCGGCAAUCACCUGCCUCCACACGACAAGCUCGGCGACGAGGGCUUCCCCCGGGGUGGCUCGCCGCCGACGCCCGUGACGCCGACGCCCACGACGGUCCAGCAGCUGCUGCGUCGCGCCCAGAUUCGCCGCAACGAAAGGCACACGCCCGAUCCCCACGACGACUCGGCCAAGCGGCAGCGGGUCCUGUCGCCGCCUCUGAACAACAACGACGCGACCCCUACCGACUUCUCCAUGGUCAAGAACAACCACAAGAUCGAGGGCAACGGCCUUCACGAGGAGAACGGUCCGCUCGAGGACGGCAUCAAGUGCGAGCCACUCGAGCUCACCGGCGACCGCAACAACGCCGGCGGAAACAUCACCGGCGCGGGCGGCAACGGCGGUCCCCAGCUCAACGCCAACAACGAGGAUAGCUCGGACUCCGGCGCGGCAGCCUCGGACCGACCCCCGGCGUCGGCCAGCAGCAACGAGCACGAGAACGAGCCCGAGCAUCCACCCACGCCCAACUACAUGGCCGACAGCAAACUCUUCGCCUCGACGCCCGGUAGCUUCAACUUUAGCAUGGCCGCGCUCACCGAUCACACGCCGCUAUCAGUGAAAUUUCCAGGCUUGGGCCACGGACUACAGACGCCGGACCUGGCCGGAACUUCGCAAGUGCUCGCCUCCAUGCCAGGUCUGACGCUCAACUCCCUGAACACACCGUCGACGAAGAAGCUCUUCACCUGCCAGCUGUGCGGCAAGGUGCUUUGCAGCAAAGCAUCCCUCAAGCGCCACGUGGCCGACAAGCACGCCGAGCGACAGGAAGAGUACCGAUGCGUCAUCUGCGAGCGGGUCUACUGCUCGCGAAACUCCCUGAUGACCCAUAUCUAUACCUAUCAUAAGAGCAGACCCGGCGAUAUUGACAUUAAGUUCUUUUGAAGGUUUAGAUAAGGUACGGGUAACGGGAUGCAUCACGCCGCGCCAGCCUCGUCGGCGGCAGCCGCAACGCCUCCCUUAGCCGUGUACCGGAUGCCACCGCCCACGGCCGGCGGCAUAAACGAGCCUCAGGAAUGCCCCUACUGCCGGCGCACCUUCUCCUGCUACUACUCGCUUAAGCGCCAUUUCCAGGACAAGCACGAGCAGUCGGACACGCUGUAUGUCUGCGAGUUCUGCAAUCGGCGCUACCGCACCAAGAACUCCCUUACCACCCACAAGAGUCUUCAGCAUCGCGGCACCAGCGGCAUGCUCAAGCGUCUCCUCAAGACCUCCGCCAUCAAGAGCGUUCUCGGUAACAUACAGCAACAGCAGCAGCAACACCAACAGCAGCAGCACCAGCAGCAACACCAACAGCAGCAGCACCAUCAGCAGCAGCAGCACUCGCCGAUCCAACAACAGCAGCGGCAGCAUUCGUCGAUCCUUCCGCAGCAGCAGCCUCAAUGAAAAAUGUGGUGCCAGCAGGCUAGUCUAACCUUGGUCCAGCAGCAUCAUCGUCACCACCACCACUUACAUCAUCACCACUAUCAUCAUCGCUGCUAUCACUUCUCUCACUACUUGGCGAGUCGCUACCACCACCACCGAGCUGCCGCUGCGGCUGCUGCUGAUGGCAACGAGCAGCAGCAACACGUGGCGAUGAUCGUCGAGAAGGGAAACCCUAAUCGCUACCAGCGUUGAUAUAUACAUAUACUAUAUAGAUAAUACAGAUAAGGCCCCUUAGAGCUGCGCUAAGGUAAGAACGCGUCCUCUGCUGAUUUAUAAUAACGGAUAGCCCCCGCGGCGCGUUAUAUACACGAUACGUAUAUAUACAUUAUAGUUAAUAACAAGCUGGGCUUUCCCGCUCGUUUUUCAAGACUAAACACACACAACAAUCCAAAGAUAUAUACGCUACUUGUGAAUAGGUGAAGAAAAUUCGACGACUGAUGAUGAUGAAACAGAGGAAAAGAAAACAGAAAAAAAAUACAAGCAAACGCACAAUGUGUAGAGCGAAGUCUUUCGGCUUUAUUUCGUAUAAUAUUUCCGCGUGUCCGAUCGGUAUAAUACUGAUGGAAAUCGUCGGACGCGCUGCAACAAAUCCCAAAUUCUUCCGAGCGGGAAUAAUAAUCGAGUCUAUACGGUCCCCCGUGCAGGACCCAUUAACGACGACGCGCGCGUCGAUGCUCUGAAAUCGCGGUUUUAAACUAACGCUCGUUUGUGUGCAUGUCUUAAGUUAAAUGUUGGUAUGCUGUAACUGUCAUACGUACGUAUAGAUGUGUACAAACCUGUUUAACGAAUCGUUAAUACGAGAACGAACCAAGCACUAGCUCUAACAUCGUAAACUAACAAUUUGAAUCUAUAUUGUGAAUGUGCGUAUACGUUUCAGAAAAUAACAAAAAACAAUUACUUUAGCGAUGAGGGACUCAUGACGAAUUUUCGACGAUAAAAAUGAAAGAAAGAAACACACUAAGUUGUGCUUCAGACGGAUAUAACACGUUUCAAUUAUAAACGAAAAUUCUAAUGUGCUCAAAUUUUCGAGGGGUAGAGAGAAGGAGGGCUAUAGGAGAACGAAAAGGCUAAAGUACGAGAAAGCUUCGAAGAACAAAUCGAUGAUCGAGAGAGCUAGAGAGAAAAGAUUUGUACGGAGAGACAGAGAACGCAGUUUAAUAGAGGAACGGAUUCUCCCGAGAAUUAAUUAUAGAAAAAAAUGAUGCGAAAGAGUUGAGAGAUAAGUAAAACGUUGUAUAGGUCCAUCGCGAGCGAGAAUUGCAAAGUAUAUUUUUAACUUUUUAAAUGCUAAUAUUUUGAAUCGUGUAUAUAAAUAUAUACAUAUACAUACAUAUAUAUAUAUUCAUACGAUAUUAAUGAAAAAAAAAAGAAUAAUAAUAAAUAAGACGAAUAUUCUCUCGUUCUGAUUUUAUAGAAAGGGAUGUGGAAAGUAUAGCGGAAAAAAAUUCGGGGACGAGGAACGGAUGUAGGAAGAUAUGUUGUGAAUUUGAUUCGAACGAAUGCCUCUUCAUGCUCGUGCGAGCUAUCACUGGUUUCUCCCCCUUCGUUCUCGCAUAUAUAUAUAUAUAUAUAUAUAUAUAUAUAUAUAUAUAUAUAUAUAUAUAUAGCCCUAUUCUCCGCGCCCUCGAUUGGCAAUUGUGCAAUAUUACAUUCGUAAGACUUUUAAUACUGGGCGCGGAGAGCGCUAAAUUAAUCAAGGCUUUUUUGAAAACGUUCUUUCGAGACGGCGCCUUUUUCGGGCUUGGCAGGAGGGAGAGGCAGUGUUUAUUCUCGAAAACAAAAAAAAAUCGAUCGAGCACAAUGAAACUAUAAAACAGCUUUCUAAAUUCGCGUCUUGAUAUUUUUCUAUUUACCGUAAGAGGAAUCGGCUACUCGAGUCUGAGGAUGCAUUCAAAAUAUAUAUAGCGGAAAACGUAAUUCAUUCAGGUCUCAAUCCCUGCAUAGAUAGAACGAGCGGAAUAACUUUACGAGAAAUGCCAUUUAUAUAAAAAAAAAACAAAAAUCACAAGUAAGUACAAAUUGCUAGAUAAAGGCAUAGCGUUAUGUCUGCCGAUUGUAAUUUGGUUUUACGUAUACCGAAAGAGAGACGAGAUAGGACGAUGGGAGGUAUAUCAAUUCAGAUGAGUUUUGAAAAUUAACAGGAUAUACUAAAACAUAUCUUUUGAAUAAAGAAUAAACGCAUGUAUACUGGACAGAGACGAUACGAUUUUUUAGAAUUUAGAUUUAGACGAAAACCGUCGAAAAGAGGAUUACCGACGGCUGGCUUGCGCAUAAUGUGAAACGUUUGUAAAAUUGUGAGAAUUUCGAGCAAAAAAAAAAACUUAUAUUUGUAUAGAGCCUUGCAAAAGAUAUUGAGUAAGGUCGUAGAACCGAGGCGUUAGUAAAAUUAAACCUAGUCAUUUUCGGAAAUUCUGUAUUUCUGUGAUAAGGAGGGAAAAAAAUGAGCCAGACAAAAUUGGGGAUAUCGAGAAAAGGUUGCCACAUUAUCGCGCAAACGGCCACACGUAUCGAAUCCUUUUGUAAAAGAAAUCGAAAAGAAAAAUAUGUAAAUUGGCUAUUUAAAAAAAAUAUUCUGAAAUUCUGUGAUGUCUUUUCGUUCAUAAUAUUAGAUAAUUUGAGAAAAGUGCUAAAAUUUUAUCGAAAAAAAUCGUAUACGGAAUUACGUCUAUGUUUAGUAAUCUAUAUGUAAAAUUGUAAAGAUUGUGAAUCUUAUGACUGUACGAAAAAAAAAACAAAGAAAAUCUUCCAAAAGUUAAAGAUUUUUUUAAGGGUAAAACGGAUGCGAGUAGGAGAAAAGGGGCAAUCGGUGUCGUUGAGCAACUAGCGCCAUUCGAUUCGUUAUAAAAUUCGUUUAUUAAUUAAUUAAACUAAAAUUUAUAAUUAAAUUAGGAUAAUUUUACGAGUAGGCAACGGAAAAAAUUCGUAAAGAUUGAGCAAAUAAAAAAUGUGAAAAUUGCGACUACACGAUGCCAAAGGCCAAAUGACUGCUCGUUUAUAAAUAAAUUUAUAUUUAUUGUUUUGUGCUUUUUCGAAAACGAAACCAAAGUUUGAAAAGACGACUUUCUAUUGUUACGGGCGUUUGCGUGUUGCUCAACGACGCCAGCCAUUUUCUCAUUCUAUAGUUAAUUCGUAAACAUAUCUUUCCAGGGUACACACUUGCCCUUUGUCAUUGAUUUAAUAUCUCGUGAUGAAGGGAAAUAUCAACUGCGGGCGAUUGCUUAAAUAUUUAGUGGGGUGAAAUGAAAAUCUUCUAAUGAUGUGCCAAGUAUUUUACUUUCGAAAUUGCGCGUAUAUAAAUAAAGAAAAAAACAUGUUAAUUAUAACGUUUACACCAGAGCGCAAGGGUGGAGGAGAAGGGUGCGUCGUGUAAUUUUUAAAUUUACAAGAAACAGAAAUUUAAUUGCUCUGUCGCCAUCGAAUAACGAUUUCACUAUCCAGCGUAGUGUAAUUACAAAAACAAUAAAAAAUAGACAUCUGAUGAUAAAUAAUAUACUGUCAUUAUGAUUACGAUGUGCAGCAUCAUUGAAACAUUUCAAGCUCUUCGAACGUCAAAUACUAUUCACGAAGGGAAAUGUUUUUGACUUAUCUAUUUUUAUUUGCACAUUAUAAAUUAUCAUACGCUUGUAAAUAUUAUAUAUCGAUAAAUAGGUACGGACUCUUCAUGUAUGUUGUAUAUCAAAAGCUGGAAACGAUGGGAAAAUGCAUGUGACUUUCACUUUUAAAACUGCAAGGACACCAGUUACAUUAAAAAUAGGAAAAUGGGGGAAUGCAGUACGAAGAAUUGUAGUAGUUAAAUAUUCGUAUGUUUAAAAACUUUCAAACAGACGUCCGAUGCUUAUGAGAAGGGGUCCGAUAAAAAUAAUCUUUGCAUAAUAUAGAUGAUCGGUUUAUUUUUAUCUGAUUUUACUCCGAGGGAAUCGGCGAAUAGAUGUUCUUUCUUAUUUUUGUUCUCUAGGAAACUUUGUUCUUAAUUUCAAUGGGAGUCGCAUGAAUCCUACUUAUUGAUUAAACGAGCACAGCGCGUCUAUAUAUUCUUCUUUCUUCAUAUUUCACAUAUAACUAUAUGCAUUUCAGCCCAAAAUGAGGGACAAGACUUAAAUAAUACAUUUCUUCUUUAUUAUUAUGUUUUAUGGUUUUGGAGCUAAUUCCGAUUGAGCUGAUAGCUUUGUCGAAGCUCACGUUGAUUUUCUGGCGCUGUGAAAGAAAUACUUUGAUAAAGCGAAUUUAUUUCGGAAAAGGCUGAUUUUUAUAAUUUUAAAUGUCAGAUUAAUUAAGAAAUUAUUAAAAGAAAAAAUUUAUUUGUAUCUUUAUCUAUUUUCGCCUUUUUUAUUCCUGAACUGAAAAGGAAUCGACUGAUUAGACUGUUUUUUUUUUGAUUGGUUUAAAGUUUGUCUUGUUAAUGUGAUAUUGACGUACCAAAGAGCAUCGGAAAAUCGUUUCCCUUCUCGGGUUUACGUUACGUGUGGCUCACUAUUUAAGAAAAAAUUAAAUAUCACAACGCUUCUACAAUAGAAGCAAAAAAGUCAACAUUUUAGUCAUAUUUACAAAAAAAAUUUGUUCGGUUUUCAUUGUAACAGUUCAUUUUGAAAAUAACGUAAAAAGGAGUCACACAAAUCUGAGAACAUUAAUAAUGUAUUAUUUCGUGAGACAAUCACUCUUUUUUUGUUUCAAGUACGAUUCUUCAUAUCGAAGGACAAAGCUUACAAAUCGAAUGACUGUAUACGUUGGGAAAAAACAAAAGAAAUGCGAAAAAAGCAACACAAUAUGCACGGAUUUCUAAUUAAAAAGCUUAGGGAUUGUAAUUACGAGGACAAAAGAAAAUUUUUCGAAGUUAGAAAGGAAGACUACUUAGAUUUAUUUUUAUUAUGUCUUCAAAAAGACUUUAAAUAUAAUAUUUAUAUUGUGCCAUAUCUAAUAUUAACAGAACCUUAAGUAUAAAUUAAUUGUUAUGAAAAAUUUUAAAUUUAUCAAAAGGGAAAAUUGCAAAAAAAGUGAGUGUGAAGUAGAAAGAUGAUAAGGAGUACACAAUCUUACAUACAGAGAAAAGAAAGAAGAAACAUAAGUAUAAAAGGACAGGUAUCGCCCGUACUGUUUAUUCAAUAAUUAUCCUUGAUGAUCAUUAGAAAAUAAGUGAUCAUAAGAGAAGAAUAAAAUAAAACUGCAUCUAUACAGUAACGGAAUAAGAAAUAUAUAUAUAUAUAUAUAUAUAUAUAUAUAUAUAUAUAUAUAUAUAUAAUAAAAAAAGAAUGUCUUUAUGAACGUCGCAUUUUCAUGGUACUAACGAACUUUCAUAUCAUUAUUUACCUUAUCGUUGAUCAUACGACGAAGUGAUGUAGUUAUUUCUUGCGCCGCUAAUACUUUCAUAUGGAUGAAUGGACCAAAGUUAGCUGUUGUUCGAGCCAACACGACUUUUAGCAGAAUGUAGUGGCACGUCUUUGUAGAUUGACUCUAAUUCGAGAGAUCGAUCGAACAUUUUUACAUCUGUGCUAAAUUACAGAAACGCGCUCUAACGAUUUCACUUAAUCCUUCAGCAAAGUCCAAUAAAGGCUAAAUGCAAAUAUAUGUAAAUAGAUGAUCUUUUGAUUUAAGUAAAAAUAGCUGUUCUUCAAAAACAAUUACGGAAUAGUUAAAACGAAGAUAAAGUUAGUGUACUUGUUGACGUCUCACUUUUGGACUUUAAAAUAGGAUCAUUAGUGUAAAUUCAGGCACGCUAUGUAUAUCGACGUAGAAACUGCGAAUUUCGUCAGUAAACUUUAACACAUACAGCUAUUUCAAGCUAUGAAGUGGUAUAACUUUUUUACUUUGUAAUAGCCCCAUGCAUAUUUGUAAUUCAGCAAUUUAUGUAAUCGAAUAAGAAUGACGAGAGUUGCACAAUGAUUUUGAGAAAAGCGUUAGGGAAGUCGUAAGAUAGGCACAGCUGACUUUUUCGAUGAUUAAACAAUAGUUAUCUAUAGUUUGUACAUAUAUUGCGCAAUUUAACUGUAUGUACUUUGUUAUCUCUGUCUUCAUAGUUUUACUAUUCAUUCGAUUAGUUGAAAUCUGAAAAGACCGUUUAUUUUUAAAUGAAAUGUUCUUUAACGACUUUAUAGGCUUUGUAUAUUACUUUAUUCGCACAUAUCGUCGCGGCGUCAGUAAUAUCGCUUAUAUUUUUCACGUAAUGCAUUUUUAAUCGUUAAAUGCCCGCUAUUACACUAUCGUCUUUCAUCAUGAGUAUAUUUGCUUUGCCAGGUUUUUAAGUUAGUUUUAGCAUACACGUUUGUAUGAUAAACUGAGUCGAUGGCACGUUAUGUUAACUCUUUAUGUAAAUACGUAUACAUGCAUAUAUUAUGUAUAAUAUACAUAUAAGUUUAUAUUUUCCAAGAUGCUUGAUUGUCUUUUAUUAUUAUAAUUAUUAUUAUUAUUGUCAUUUAUGCUAUUUUCUCAUCAUUACGCACGUUCUUGAAAUGAUUGUUGAAAUAUAUUUGGUAAAACUUCUAUAUUAAUCUAUUAAACAUAUUAUUAUUAUUAAUAUUAUUAUUAUUAUUAUUGUCAUCAUUAUGUUUAUUAGUAUAUUAUUAAUUAAUCAAUUAAUUGAUAUCAUCAUUGAUUAUUACAAUAAAAUUGCAAUUAUGAUAAUGAUUGUAAAUCAUUUUGCAGCGAUAGCUCUUGAUACGAUACUAUCAAUAAGUACAUGUUUUCUUUUUUUACAUAUAUAUUGUUUCUCAAUAUGCUUCGAUGGCAUAUGGGCGCAUGAAUGUACACGUAGAACUUGCGAAGAAGGCCAUGCUUGUAGGAUGCAAAUAAAAGCGCGUGUGGCAUUGUAAGUUUCCCAUAAAAAAGAAAAGAAAACAAAGCGCUUCCUCUGGUUAUCGCCACUGAAGUUGCAAAAGAGACAAUCUCUGGCAGCUUCCUUUUUCGUUGAUUUUUUUAAAAUUAUUUUUUCAUAGUUAGAUGCGAUGACGAUGUGUGUCCGAACAUUGUUAAGUGAUAUAUAAACAUGCGUAUGCAUUUUUUCCACUUCAUUAAAAAGCAGGAACACAAGUUAAUAAGGGUUAAAUAAGGCGGGCCUGUGUAACGCAGUCUACUACCAAACGUCCAAAAACUUGAAAUAUAGCGAAAUUCACUUUGUUCUUUAGAAAUAAGUUAAUUGGGUAUUUUUAAGGAAUUUAUCAUGCUUUAAACUGAAAAUGUCACGAAAUUCUAUUUCUAAAGUACAACGUAAGUUAAUGUAAAUUAAACAUCACCGAAAACACCCAAUUAAUAUUAAAAAAAACGUAUGUCACAAUCAAUAACGUGUACAAUUUUUACACUGAAAUUAUUGGCGUUUGGAAUUAUUCAGAAGCGUCUCACGGUUCGAUUAAUCUAAUAUGUAACAAAGUGCAACACGCUGCCUUGCUGAACAGUACAAGUACAAAACAAAUACAAAUACAUAAACACGUCUUCGAUUUAAUGAAGGAAAAGAUUUCUGGUAGUUAAGAUAUUAAAAAAAAAGAAAUUGUUAAUUGUAAGAAAAAAUAGUAACGGAAUAAAAAUAAAGUAAAAAAGGAAUACACGAAGUGAAGAGAAAUCUCCGCACCUAACGGCGCCGCAAGUUACUUUGUAAAGAAAAAAAAACGCGCAGUAGAAAAUGAAAAACAAACUCGCGGCGUCGAGCGUUUGUCAUAAAUACCUCAAAAGCUGCCGCAGGUUUCGGAAGCGCCGUUUACUUCAUUGAGUUUUCACUCGUCAGAUUGAACGUCAGUUUUGGACCAUUUCAAAGAACAUGGUAUACUUUUGUGUCUCUUGGACCUUAAAGAAAAAAAAAACAAAUUUU